CCCCGUGUUCCCACUACACGUUCUUUUUGCCCGUUCUUUAUCACCGUCGGCCAUCAUGGUCAAGAAUGUUUGUUCGAAGACUUAUGUCACUCCGAGGCGUCCUUUCGAAAAAGCUCGAUUAGAUCAAGAGUUGCAACUUAUUGGUCAAUUUGGUUUACGUAACAAACGGGAAGUAUGGAGAGUAAAAUUAUCCCUUGCCAAAAUUCGUAAGCGGGCUCGAGAUUUGCUGACUCUUCCAGAGAAAGAUAACAGACGGUUAUUUGAAGGAAACGCACUUCUUCGUAGACUUGUUCGAAUUGGUGUUUUAGACGAAAGCCGUAUGAAACUCGAUUAUGUGUUGGGUUUAAAAGUUGAAGAUUUCUUAGAGAGACGUCUCCAAACACAAGUAUUUAAACUUGGACUAGCUAAAUCUAUCCAUCAUGCUCGUGUUAUUAUUAGACAAAGGCAUAUCAGAGUUCGAAAACAACUAGUAAACGUACCCUCAUUCCUGGUAAGAUUGGACUCACAAAAACAUAUUGACUACCGUCAAAAUUCCCCAUAUGCUGGUGGUAGAGCUGGACGUGUUAAACGUAAGAAUGCCAAGAAAGGUGGUGGUGAUGAUGAUGGUGAAGAAGAGGAGGAUUAAUUUCCAACUUCACCAACCAAUAAUAAACCUUGUAAAUUAUUUGGUGGAAUAAAUUACAGACAAGGGAA
This is a messenger RNA of Hydractinia symbiolongicarpus, 693 nucleotides long. RefSeq names its product 40S ribosomal protein S9-like. Gene Ontology annotation, molecular function: structural constituent of ribosome; rRNA binding. Gene Ontology annotation, biological process: translation; positive regulation of translational fidelity. The transcript has 3 exons. The coding region runs from base 56 to 625 and encodes 189 amino acids. Lineage: Eukaryota; Metazoa; Cnidaria; Hydrozoa; Anthoathecata; Hydractiniidae. Gene Ontology annotation, cellular component: cytosolic small ribosomal subunit. The record is from RefSeq and is a predicted model, not a curated record.